Pestalotiopsis fici W106-1 is the source of this 1359-nucleotide messenger RNA. RefSeq lists its product as uncharacterized. The transcript has a single exon. The record is from RefSeq and is a predicted model, not a curated record. NCBI's taxonomy places the organism in Eukaryota, Fungi, Ascomycota, Sordariomycetes, Amphisphaeriales, Sporocadaceae. Gene Ontology annotation, biological process: sterol biosynthetic process. Gene Ontology annotation, molecular function: iron ion binding; C-4 methylsterol oxidase activity. The coding region runs from base 1 to 1359 and encodes 452 amino acids.
AUGACAGACGAGAGACGUGGCCCGUCGGAAAAUGAGAGGCUUGCAAAUGAGAUACAACGAGAGUGGUCUUUCAAGAUAGCGCGAUUCCCCGAAAAUGCCAUGGAAAGACUGGGAAUCGUCAAUCUCCUGCUAAUCGCCUUAGAGGUCUUGCUGAUUGUUUCCAACAAUGUCUUACCUCUGGGCCUUUGGAAAUCGUUUAUUCAUGACUCCUCCCACUACCGCGACAGAUUCAACAAGGCAGUCUUUGACCAAACUGACGGGAGCAUUGAUUUCACCAAGAUCCAAUCCUACCAUCUCUGGAAAGGCCUUGUUGUCCCCAGUCUCAUCGGAGUCUCUGCCUAUGUCAUCACCGCCAUACUCUACUUGCGACCAGAGCUCUACCAGUGGAAGCCAGAUCUUCUUCAACACUAUGGACACUUGGUGGCCGAGUCGCGCUUGGGACGUUGGAUACCCACCAAAUGGCUCAACUAUAUUUUCAAUUUGUACGAACGGAGACACGUGGAGUACAUGUCCAACACCAUCCAGCCCGCUGAUCGCAGACACGUCGCCCUCCAGGAUCGCGUCGAGUUUACGAGAGUGGUGCGCCAGGUUGCCAUCAAUCUACUCAUUUCCAUCUUUGCCAUUUCAUUGAUGUGGAUCGUUCUGCUUCAGGCCGGGGUUGAUACACAACACAUACUUGUACUCCCCAAGUCCUACGUCCCGCCAGUCCAAGGUCUAGUCUGGUAUCUGAUCAACGACAUGUUUUAUUUUUACCCGCACUGGAUCGCUCAUACAAACCCCCACGAACAGAAGAGGCUACAAAUUCCUCAAUCGCUCUACAACAUCCUGCACAAAAAGUUCAAGGAGUCGCACCGUCUACACCACCGAUGCAAAGCCAACAUUGGCAUCGCAGCUUGGUAUUGCUCGGUCGCGGAGCAGAUGAUAUUCAACCUGUUCCCCGCCCUUCUCGGUCCCGUGUUGACGCAGGUGCUCGCCAGGGCAGCCGGCGUCGAGAAGAUCUGGGGCACGCAUCUCGUCACUCUCUACGUGUGGAUCGCAGCCGCAGCGUCCAGCUCGGUCAUGGCUCACAGUGGAUACAGAUCCAUCUGGAACGACCCGGGCAGCCAUGACCUACACCACGAACGGGCGUUUAAUCCCAAGACGGCGUGCAAUUUUGGCACCUUGGGGGUGUUUGACUGGCUGCAUGGCACUGCCGACAAGCUCCCGGCCGAAGAAACGCGCAAGUGGCAAGGUCAACGCGAUCGGCAGGCUGCCCUGAACAAGGCGGCCAAGAGAUCUGGAAUCGAGCUGACAAAGGAGCAGAAAUCGAUCAUUACACAGCCAGUCCAUGACCAGGACUGGGUUCGUAAAGAUGUCUGA